AUGAUCCCAAGAGAAGUUAGAGAAAAAUGUAGUUUAGAAGAGGAGGUUGAGGAUGGGCAUGAACAAGGAGGUGUAAGAAAUUUUGAAAAAAAUGAGUAUCAGCAAGGGGGAGAAGAAAUAGUAACGAGCGCAGUGAAUGGAAGUAAAAACAGAAAAGGCAAUAACAUAAAGUUAUUGCAGGGGUUGAGAAAAAAAUAUACAAAAAAAGUAAAACAAAAAAGAACGAUGUUUUUUCCAUUUCUGUAUGAUGGAGAAGCGGAGAAUGGUUCGAAGGAUGGAUGGAAUAGCGGCAAGAAUAACGGGCGAAAUAACGGCAGGAAGAACGGGUGGAAGAACGGAUGGAAGAACGAACCAAGGAAGGAAUGGCAAAAGAAUGUUUUGUCUCUUAUUGUAUUUUUAUUAAUUUUAUACAUCACAAGGAAGAGAAUUUGGAACGCGUAUGAGGAAAAGGAUGCGACGAAUGAUGGUAAGAGUUAUGGUUAUGAUAAAUAUUUUCCUAACAUGGGAGAAAAAAGGAGUGAAUCAUUUGUUAAGCCAUAUUUUUCGAAAAACAGAGAUAAAGAGAAUUUCGCUUUUGAAGACGAAGAAUUUAUUUAUACACCAAACAGAAAGAGUAAUAACACUAUACGUCUAAAGAAUGUAUCAGGAACGGAGAUUAUAGAUAAUAAUUUUUUAAGUGUAUAUUCAGAAAACAUGAAAUAUUUAAGACAGACAAGUUUAGAUUAUUCUCUUCAUCAGAGAGCAUUAUCUACAGAAUGUUAUGUAUAUUUUCGAAGUUUUCUAAAGCAAGCCAUAUCACCACACAGUUUAACAAAAGCAAUAAAAAUAGAUAAAGAGUAUAUAUAUCCAUGGGAUGUAAUAACUCAAGAUGAUGUAGAGAAAAUAAUUGAAAAUGCCAAAUUUUAUGGUUUUUUAUUUACAUGGUUUAAGAAUCAUAGAAAGGCACAAAAAGUAGAUAAUAUGAUUUUAAAAAAAGAAAUGCCAGUGUUAUCACCUCGAUUUGUACAAAGGACAGAUAUAUAUACACAUUUUUAUAAGAAAAAUAAUAUAAAUGAACCAAAUUUUUACGGUAUACAUUACACAUGGCUUGGCCAUGCAACUGGAUUGGUAGUAGUUGAUGGAUUUAAAAUAUUAGUAGAUCCAGUAUUUAAAAUUGAGUUAUUAAGUCUUAAAGGAAUAACUAGAUCGUUAAUAAAUUGGAUAAAUGUUAAGAUUAUGGGUGGGUUAGGGGAAAGGAUAUCAAAAUCUCCAUGUAAAAUUUCCAACUUACCAGAUGAUCUACAUGCUGUAUUUGUUUCACAUAAUCAUAAUGAUCAUAUUAUGGAAGAAGAUGUUAGAAUUUUAUGUAAGUUAAAAAAGUUCCAACAUGUUAUGUGGUAUGUACCUGAAGGUACAGCUAGUUUUUUUAUACGAGAAGGAUGUAAACCUGCUAAAAUUUUUGAAUUAUCUUGGGGAGAUGAAAGAUGGAUUUCAUGUUGGAUAUCUCAUAAACAAUUUCAAUGUAAAGAUGGUAUAUGGAAUAGUAAGAAUGAGGAAAAGCAAGUAUUAAAAUACAAAAUAAUUUAUGCACCUACCUUACAUUGGUCAGGUAGAAAAGACAACCAUAGUGAUAUAAAUCAGUCUUUGUGGGGAUCCUUAAUAUUAAAAGGUCCAAAACAUAGAUUUUACUUUUCAGGAGAUACAGCAUAUUUAAAAGAAGAUUUUGAAGAAUUUAAAAAAAUAGGUCGACUGCAUGGCCCAUUUCAUUUAGCAGCAAUAUCUAUUGGUGCAUAUGAACCGAAUAAUUCUUUAAAAUACCAUCAUGUACAUCCAUGGGAAUCAGUUAAGAUAUGGCGUGAUAUAAAAGCUGAGAUGGCGAUAGGUGUUCAUUGGGGAACAUUUCGCUUGUCAGCUGAAGAAUUUAUGCAACCAAGAGAUGAAUUAGAAGCAGCAUUGUUAGGUGUAGGAUUUCAUACUUUACGAAAUUCUUUUUUACCAUUUGAAAAAAGAAAAAUGGAGAUUUUGAAAAAAUAUGCUAUUAAAAAUGAUAAUGAAGAAGAAAGUGACAUGGAUGAUUUGGAUGAUUUAAAGGAAUAUUUUUAUCCACCAAAUGAAGAGAAUGAACAUGAAUAUACUGAUAGUUUUUAUUCCAUAUUUUCAAAGAAUAUGAAUUUAUUUUAUAGUGAUAUUGAUAAAAAUUAUGUCAAGCAUAUGUAUCAACAGAAAAAAUUAUAUGCAUCUACAUACAGCAGAUACAAACGAGCUUUGCUUUUGAGAAAUUCCAAGAAACUUCCAAAAAGUUGGAAAAAAUUACUUUUAAAUUUAUCCAUACGCUUUCAAACCAUCCCAAUUGGUGGUUCUAUGGAGGUAAUAUCAAAGGGAGAGGGGGAUAGUAACACCAUUUCCAUGACUAGAUCUACUGAAUAUAAUUCUUUGCAGUACGAGCAUUACACUUUUCCCAAGUGGUACAAGGACAAGGAGAAGGAGGAGGCCCCAAGCCAGAGUUCCCUUUCCAUGGAAGACUUGAUGGAUUUCCACAUUGUCAGUUAG
Plasmodium gonderi is the source of this 2529-nucleotide messenger RNA. RefSeq lists its product as hypothetical. The record is from RefSeq and is a predicted model, not a curated record. Gene Ontology annotation, cellular component: cytoplasm. The transcript has a single exon. Lineage: Eukaryota; Apicomplexa; Aconoidasida; Haemosporida; Plasmodiidae. The coding region runs from base 1 to 2529 and encodes 842 amino acids.